Molecule: messenger RNA, 2144 nt
Organism: Temnothorax curvispinosus
Lineage: Eukaryota; Metazoa; Arthropoda; Insecta; Hymenoptera; Formicidae
Gene: Snap29
Product: synaptosomal-associated protein 29
Exons: 2
Coding region: 372-1160 (262 amino acids)
Biological process (GO): exocytosis; synaptic vesicle fusion to presynaptic active zone membrane; synaptic vesicle priming
Cellular component (GO): plasma membrane; SNARE complex
Molecular function (GO): syntaxin binding; SNAP receptor activity
Source: RefSeq, a predicted model, not a curated record
GUCUCAGUGCCUACUCAUUUGCUCCGUGACUCAUUGCAGUUGCUAUUCUUAUUGUCCCUCUUGCUGACUCUUGCCGCGUGCCAACUGCCGACAGUCCGACAGUAUCGACGACGACGACUCCGACGAGUUGUUGACACGCGACACGCGGCCAGUCCGCGGAAUCACCGUUCGCCAGGGCGCAACUUGUGCUUGUCUGCUCUGCUUGUGCGGUGUGCGGUGUGUAGCGUGUAGCAGCCAUUGAUCGCUUGGACGUCACCUCGGUCAUCCGUCCACUCUCAUUGUCAGUCCACUGUCCAGUUUAAUGUGAACAAAGUUCGAUCGAGGUUCAGACAGUUCAGUCAACGAGUAUCUCGUGAAAAAUCGUCGAGUAAAUGGCGGGUCAUAAUUAUCUAAGCGAUCCGAGAAAUCCGUUCUUCUCGUUAGAGGACGACGUGGACGAUGAGACAUUUCUGAGGAACGCGCCAGCUAGGACUGCACCCGGGGGGCGUUAUCAGAAUCUCGAUAAUGACAUUAUGCAAAAACGCCAACAGUUGCUGCAACGUAAGAAGGAAAUUGAGGAGCGCACGGUACAAUCCUCGGAAAGGUCGGUUUCGCUUCUCAGAGACUCCGAGCAAAUUGGUGUAGCUACAGCCGAGGAAUUAAUUAGGCAAAAGGAGCAGCUGCAGAGAACAGAGAAACGAUUAGAUGAUAUUAACAGUACGUUGAGAUUCAGUCAGAAACAUAUACAAGGCAUAAAGAGUGUAUUUGGAAGUCUGAAGAAUUAUCUCAGUGGUAAAUCAUUGGAUGCUCCGAUACCAUCUACAAAAUUGUCAGAGUCUUCCAGUUCUGGAUCUGUGACAUCUCCCGCAUUGUCCAAUACAUUAGAACAAGUACAAAACGACAUGAGCACGUCGUAUUCGUCGACAAUGAUAAGAGCAAGUUACGACGACCAUGGCCUGGAAGAUGUUAAACCCGCGAGCGACAAGGUAACCAGAGCUCUUGAACAAAAUCUAAGUGAGAUGAGUGGAUCAUUGGCAAGACUGAAACAUCUAGCGAUUGGUUUAUCCGAAGAAAUAGAUUCGCAGAACGAUCUGAUCGACAAUAUCACUGAUAAAACUGAGAAAGCAGAUAUAACGUUGCAACAACAAAAUAAAGAUAUGUUACAUCUAUUGAAGAAAUGAGUUGGACGCGUAUAUAUUAUCAAAAACUUGUCACUUGUAAUAUCACGAUAUUAACUAUACUUCUAUGAAGUAUAGAUGUAUGUACAUGUUAGGCGACGGAACAAAUCUUUGACAUUACGUUGUAUUGUUAACGUGGGUAUAGUGUAUGUCGGCCGUGCACGUAUAUUAUACAAUGUGUUUUAUAAUAGAGUUUUUCGCAAGGCGAGCGUGCGCGGUCUUUGCAAAAGAAAGACGUGUAAUGAUACAAAACUAAAACAUGUCUGUUGUUAGACGUCAUGAUCUUUAAUAAGGAAGAACUUCUUUCUUAUGCACGUGUCGAUACUAUACACGUAAAACUAAAAUGCGAAUGCUAAACGAAAAGCGUUUCAUACGUUCUCAACACCUUUUGUAACCUUUUAAGAUGGAAACUGUGAUAAGCAUAUAUAUCCAUGUGUAAUACGUAUUCCAAGUUGAUUUAUUAUCAGUAUAAAAACAUACGUUACCGAAGAAAUAAAAAGCGUGGCGUGCAAAACUUAUGUACGUGGAUAUAUUUAUAUAAUAAUGAAAAAAAUGGUAACGUAUAUGGUAUUACAAUAUGAAUACCUUGUUUACGAAGAUAGUUUUUCCAAAUCUUUGAUGUGGAACUGAUGUGACUCUUUACAAGUUCUUUCCUUACACUUAACCAAAUCUUUUUAUAGUUUAUGUUUGUGUAAUUUAGACAUAUGCAUUAUAUAAAAGAUAGCUGGCGUGAUUUAUGAAAAGAGCACGAAUAUGCAAUAUAUAUCUAUAAUAGACAAUACGUGUGUACAGUUAUACGUUAUCACGUUCGAUAUUCUUUCGUUUAGUUUUAUAUGUAGAUAUAUAGAUACGUACGAUAAAAUAGCAUAAGUAGUAUAAGUACAUUUGUAUACAAGAAAAACAUAUGCGCAUGAAUGAACUUGCACACGAUUCAUACUACACUUAUGUGACUGCCAGAAUUAUUUAAUAAAAGCCCAUACACGUUUA